GGUACGCGCGAAAUCGCCUCCCGCCGUCUCCCCGCCUGCUGCCUUGCCGGUCCCGAUGCCCGCUCGGGCCACCCCGUUGACCUCGGAGGAGCUGCGCAGGCGGCUAAAAGACCUGGAGAGCGAUGAAGACGGUCUUGGUGAAAGAGAAUGUGUUCAGGAAAAGCUGAGUCUGAUACAUGGCUUCUUGCAAGCAGAUGUUCAGAAUCAGCUGAAGGACCUGGAGACCAAGUUUUGCAAAGAGGAGCUUUCUGAGGAACGGUACCUGGCCAAAGUCAAAGCCCUGCUCCACAAAGAACUCUCUUUGGAAAAUGGAGACAAGCUGGAACUUGGCCAGAAGCCCAACGGCUGCACAGAAAAUGGCGCCUAUGGCAGUGACGAAGAACCUGAGAGGACGGGGAACAAGGAGGAAGAGGACAGUGCCAUGGAGACUGAGGAGGCCGCCGCCUCUUCCUCUACGCCGUUGGCCUCUCCAUCUUUGCCAAAAGCCCGCCGGGGCAGGAGGAGCAAAUCCAACAGCGAGAAUAGAAAAACCCCAAGGAGUUCAAGGAUCACCCGUAGUUCCGGCAAGCAGCCCACCAUCGCAGCGAUGUUUUCCAAAGUGUCCAAUAAACGCAAAUCAGAGGAAGUAAACGGAGAGCUGAAACAAGCUAAUGUAGAAAACGAGGAGGAGGUGGAGGAGGAAGAGGAGCAGUCUGGAGAGAAGGAACCAGAUGAGAAAAGAAUCAAAAUAGAAACCAAAGAAGGGACUGAGAUAAAAGAAGAAGCAGCCCAGGUUAAAACUGUGUCAUCUGUUAAAACCACCCCUCCCAAAUGCGUUGAAUGCAGACAGUACCUAGAUGACCCUGACCUCAAGUUCUUCCAGGGGGAUCCUGACGAUGCACUGGAUGAGCCAGAGAUGCUGACUGAUGAACGGUUGUCCAUUUUCGAUGCCAAUGAAGACGGGUUUGAGAGUUACGAUGACCUGCCCCAACACAAAGUGACGUUCUUCAGUGUUUACGAUCGAAAAGGUCAUCUGUGCCCAUUUGAUACUGGUCUCAUAGAAAGGAAUAUUGAACUCUACUUCAGCGGCGCUGUGAAGCCAAUAUAUGAUGAUAACCCUUGCCUAGAUGGCGGUGUCCGAGCCAGGAAGAUGGGCCCCAUCAAUGCAUGGUGGAUCACUGGCUUUGACGGAGGGGAGAAGGCUUUGAUUGGCUUCACCACAGCUUUUGCGGACUACAUCCUGAUGGAGCCGAGCGACGAAUACGCCCCCAUCUUUGCCCUGAUGCAGGAGAAGAUCUACAUGAGCAAGAUCGUUGUGGAAUUCUUGCAAAACAACCCUGACGUCAGCUACGAGGACUUGCUGAACAAGAUUGAGACCACAGUCCCUCCCGCUGGCCUGAACUUCAACCGUUUCACAGAAGAUUCCCUCCUCCGGCAUGCCCAGUUUGUGGUGGAGCAAGUGGAAAGCUACGAUGAAGCAGGAGACAGUGACGAACCUCCCGUUCUCAUCACCCCCUGCAUGAGAGACCUGAUUAAGCUGGCUGGAGUCACUCUGGGAAAGAGGCGGGCAGCCAGAAGGCAGGCCAUCAGGCACCCCACCAAGAUCGACAAGGACAAAGGACCCACCAAAGCCACCACUACCAAGCUGGUCUAUUUGAUCUUUGACACUUUCUUCUCGGAGCAAAUAGAGAAGAAUGAGAAAGAGGAAGACAAGGAGAAUGCAAUGAAACGCAGGCGCUGUGGCGUCUGUGAGGUUUGCCAGCAGCCGGAGUGCGGCAAAUGCAAGGCUUGUCAGGAUAUGAUUAAGUUUGGUGGCAGUGGGAAGUCAAAACAAGCCUGCCAACAGCGGAGGUGCCCCAACCUGGCUGUGAAAGAAGCUGAUGAAGACGAAGAGGUGGACGAUAACAUCCCUGAAGUGCCCUCGCCCAAAAAGAUGCUGCAAGGGAGGAAGAAGAAGCAAAGCAAAAGCCGGAUUUCCUGGGUGGGAGACCCUGUCAAGAGUGAUGGUAAGAAGCACUAUUACCAGAAGGUUUGCAUCGAUUCGGAGACCCUGCAAAUCGGCGACUGUGUUUCUGUCAGCCCCGAUGACCUCACGAAACCUCUCUAUCUGGCAAGAGUCACAGCCAUGUGGGAAGAUGCUAACAAUGAGCCAAUGUUCCACGUCCACUGGUUCUGCCGUGGCACCGACACCGUCCUGGGAGCAACCUCUGACCCGCUGGAACUCUUCUUGGUGGAUGAAUGCGAAGACAUGCAGUUGGCUUACAUCCACGGCAAAGUCAAUGUCCUUUACAAGGCUCCCUCGGAAAACUGGGCCCUGGAGGGAGGACUUGAUAUGGAGAUCAAGAUGGUGGAAGAUGAUGGCAGAACCUAUUUUUACCAAAUGUGGUAUGAUCAAGAGUAUGCCAGGUUUGAGACUCCACCAAAGAUCCAGCCCACGGAAGACAACAAACACAAGUUCUGCAUGAGCUGUACUCGUUUAGAUGAGGUCAGGCAGAAGGAAAUCCCCAAAGUCUUGGAGCCCCAGGAGGAGUCGGAAGCGAAGAUGUUCUAUGGCAUGGCGACAAAAAACGGAGUGCAGUACCGGGUGGGAGAUGGCGUUUUCCUCCCACCGGAUGCCUUCCCGUUCAGCCUGAGACUAGCCAGUCCUGUCAAGCGUCAGAAAAAGGAAGCCGUGAAUGAGGAGCUGUACCCCGAGCACUACCGCAAGUACUCUGAAUACAUCAAAGGGAGCAACCAGGAUGCACCUGAACCGUACCGCAUUGGCCGGAUCAAGGCAAUCUACUGCAACAUCCGCAGCAGCGGCAGGCCCAAUGAGGCAGAAAUCAAGCUGCGUGUGUACAAACUGUACAGGCCGGAGAACACCCACAAAUCCGUGAAAGCCAGCUACCAUGCAGACAUCAACUUGCUAUACUGGAGCGACGAAGAAGCCACGGUGGAGUUCAGAGAUGUGCAGGGCCGCUGCAUGGUGGUGUAUGGGGAGGAUUUGACGGAAAACAUCCAGGAGUACUCUGCCAGUGGCUCUGAUCGUUUCUACUUCCUAGAGGCAUAUAAUGCAAAAACAAAAAGCUUUGAAGAUCCCCCUUAUCACGCCCGUAGCUCUGGAAAUAAAGGAAAGGGGAAAGGAAAAGGGAAAGGUAAAAGCAAAGGAAAGUCUUCCGGAGCAUCUGAGCCCAGCGAGCUUGAAGCCGCUGAGAUGAAACCACCAAAGCUGCGCAGCUUAGACGUCUUCUCUGGCUGCGGAGGCUUGUCAGAGGGGUUCCACCAAGCAGAGGUCACAGAGACUCUGUGGGCCAUCGAAAUGUGGGAACCGGCUGCGCAGGCCUUCCGCCUCAACAACCCCGGCACCACCGUGUUCACAGAGGACUGCAACGUCCUGCUGAAGCUGGUGAUGUCUGGCGAGAAGACCAACUCCUUGGGCCAGAAGCUGCCUCAGAAGGGCGACGUGGAGAUGCUGUGCGGUGGGCCGCCUUGCCAAGGCUUCAGCGGGAUGAACCGCUUCAAUUCCCGCACCUAUUCGAAGUUCAAGAAUUCCCUGGUGGUCUCCUUCCUCAGCUACUGCGACUACUACAGGCCGAGGUACUUCCUACUUGAGAAUGUGAGGAACUUCGUCUCAUUCAAGCGCUCCAUGGUGUUAAAGCUCACCCUGCGGUGCCUUGUCCGGAUGGGAUACCAGUGCACUUUCGGGGUGCUGCAGGCUGGCCAGUAUGGUGUGGCCCAAACACGCAGGAGAGCCAUUGUGCUGGCUGCAGCUCCUGGAGAGAAACUCCCCAUGUUUCCUGAGCCUCUGCACGUCUUUGCUCCCCGGGUCUGCCAGCUCAGUGUGGUGGUGGAUGAUAAGAAGUUCGUUAGCAAUAUCACAAGGACCUACUCAGGCCCCUUCCGAACCAUCACCGUCCGAGACACCAUGUCUGACCUUCCCGAGAUCAGGAACGGGGCAUCAGCACUUGAAAUCUCCUACAACGGGGAGCCGCAGUCCUGGUUCCAGAGGCAGAUCCGAGGCUCCCAGUAUCAGCCCAUCCUCAGGGAUCAUAUCUGCAAGGAUAUGAGUGCGCUGGUAGCCGCUCGGAUGAGACACAUUCCCCUGGCCCCGGGCUCAGACUGGCGUGACCUGCCCAACUUUGAAGUGCGCCUCUCGGACGGCAUCACCACUCGCAAGCUGCGCUACACGCACCACGACAAGAAGAACGGACGGAGCAGCGCGGGAGCCCUGCGGGGCGUCUGCUCCUGCGCCGAAGGCAAACAGUGUGACCCUGCAGACCGGCAAUUCAACACCCUGAUCCCUUGGUGCCUGCCCCAUACGGGCAACCGGCACAACCACUGGGCUGGCUUGUAUGGACGGUUAGAGUGGGAUGGAUUCUUCAGCACAACAGUCACCAACCCCGAGCCCAUGGGGAAACAGGGCCGUGUGCUUCAUCCCGAACAGCACCGGGUGGUGAGCGUGCGGGAGUGCGCGCGGUCCCAGGGUUUCCCAGAUACCUACAGACUGUUUGGAAAUGUACUCGACAAGCACCGACAGGUGGGUAACGCAGUGCCUCCCCCUCUGGCAAAAGCCAUCGGUCUAGAGAUCAAAGUGUGUGUGUUGGCCAAAAUGAAAGAGGAUGCUACAGAUACCAUCAAACGGGAAAAGAUGGAUACUUCCAAUUAAUUUGUAAAUUGCCCAUCUCCUGCUGCACCUCGGUUCCAGCACCUGAACACCCAAACAUGCACUGAUAAUUUUUUAAUUCUCUUCUUUUUUUUAUUUCUGGUUUACUUUCUUACUUCUGGACACCCUAAAAAUUGUUGGAGGUUUUUGUUUGUUUGGCGGCGGGGCGGGGGGGAUUAUUUUGUGUUCUCUCACUUUCUUUGUGUUCUCCAUCUGCAAGCCUGUAUUUGUGAGCAGUGUUUGUCUAAUGGCUGACAUUCUGAGGCUGUUUCGAUGUUCCAAAUAACCAUUCUCAAGUGAUCAACUGUGCAGUGGCUGCCACUUCAUGCGUGUGUGUGUGUGUGUGUGUGUGUGUGUGUGUGUGUGUGUGUGUGUUUUGCUGGGAGGAGGUUAAGGAUGUUUUUGUUAUGCAUUGUAUUGAAAAUUAAUCAACCACUUUGUACAAGUGGAAAUUAAUACUUUAUGUAGUUUUUAUAUGUUGUAAUAUUUCUUCAAAUAAAUCUCUCCUAUAAAUUA
This is a messenger RNA of Elgaria multicarinata webbii, 5137 nucleotides long. It is a transcript of the gene DNMT1, whose product is annotated as DNA methyltransferase 1. The transcript has 34 exons. Gene Ontology annotation, cellular component: nucleus. Gene Ontology annotation, biological process: negative regulation of gene expression via chromosomal CpG island methylation. The record is from RefSeq and is a predicted model, not a curated record. Gene Ontology annotation, molecular function: DNA (cytosine-5-)-methyltransferase activity; chromatin binding; zinc ion binding. Lineage: Eukaryota; Metazoa; Chordata; Lepidosauria; Squamata; Anguidae. Bases 56 to 4624 code for a protein of 1522 amino acids.